AUGGCGCCCUCAUCGACCUUGAUCAACAAGGUCAAGGUUCAGCUUAAGCUCAGCAUCUCGCGACUACGCAUGGUACAACAGAAAGACACCGCUCUCGCGAAGCAACAGAGACGCGACAUGGCCGGACUUCUGGACGUCGGCAAGAUCGAAAGUGCGAAGAUUCGUGUUGAAAACAUCAUCCGUUCAGACUUGCACACCGAGCUCCUCGAAAUCCUCGAACUAUACUGUGAGCUGUUGAUCGCGCGUGUGGGCUUGCUCGAAGCCAAGGAAUGUGAUCCAGGUCUCGAAGAGGCUGUUCAAAGCAUAAUUUACGCGGCACCGAAGAUUGAAGGCGUGAAAGAGUUGACAGCGGUCCGGGUGCUAUUGGCGGAGAAGUUCGGAAAGGAGUUUACCCUCCGUGCAGUGGAGAAUGCAGAUGGAAAGAUCCCCAAGCGCGUAACAGAUCGUUUGAGGGUGGAACCACCUGCGGCGGAGUUGGUAGAGGCAUAUCUCGAGGCCAUCGCCGAUGCAUACAACGUGGACUAUCCGCCUGGAAUUAAAGCGAAACGAGCCGCAGAUGAGGAGGAGAGGUUGAAUGGAGGUCCAGGAAACGAUAUUGAUGGUGACGAUGAUAACGACGACGACGAGCCUUCGGGAGGACAAAAGGUAAAGUCACUUGAAGCGCCAUUGUCAAAUGAAGAGCUUAGUCGAGCAACACCGCCUCGCGAUCUUGGUCCACGGAGUGGUGUCGCAGUCAUGCCGCCCUCGCCGAGUACAGAUAACGUUCGGCCCAAACUCAAUCUCCCUGGUCCUCCAGAGCUCACGCCAUCAAAGAAAAUGGCCGAUGCUGCGCUGAAGAAGAAAUCCACUGCAGCCGCUUCGAGCUCAAGUAAUGGUCCAGGGGGAAAGAUCCCAGAUGUCGACGAAUUGUCAAGACGGUUUGCCCAACUGAAGAGGUAG
This is a messenger RNA of Dissoconium aciculare CBS 342.82, 939 nucleotides long. Its product is annotated as DUF292-domain-containing protein. Lineage: Eukaryota; Fungi; Ascomycota; Dothideomycetes; Mycosphaerellales; Dissoconiaceae. The transcript has a single exon. The coding region runs from base 1 to 939 and encodes 312 amino acids. Gene Ontology annotation, biological process: protein transport. The record is from RefSeq and is a predicted model, not a curated record.